Messenger RNA from Pseudo-nitzschia multistriata, 2005 nucleotides. The record is from the annotation of a GenBank genome assembly. Lineage: Eukaryota; Bacillariophyta; Bacillariophyceae; Bacillariales; Bacillariaceae.
CACACAAACACACACAACACCAUCCCAUCAAAAUGACGCCCAAAAAACUGCCCUGUCUGGCGGUUGUGCUCACGGCGCUCGCGGUCCGCGACGAGGGAGUCGCCGGAUUCGUCCCKCAGACCGGCCUCCAUUCGAAGRUCGCCACCGGAAACACGGGGCUGGGCGUCGUCGGCCAGCAGGCCGAGUCCUUCGGACCGGCCGACGUGAUCCGAAAGGUCAAGUCCAGCCUGCCCCAGAUCGACUGGCUGGCCGAGGGAGACGCCCCCGCCGACAACAAGGUCAACAUGCCCGACCACGUCAAGGCCGUCCUGAGCCGCCCCGACGCCCCGGUCCGGGAGGCCGAGAACGAGGAGCGGACCGACCGCAUCCGCAGCCGCUUCGAGGAGGCGGCGAAGGACGCCCAGGCCCUCAAGGGAAUGUGCGUCGGAGAGACCGACACCGGCGCCUGGUGGAGGCAGAAACUCAUCAUUCCCAAGGGGGGCCGGGCCGUCACGAAGGAGGAGCCCCUCCGCGUGCUCGUGGCCGGGGGAGGCCUGGCGGGUCUUGUUGCCGCGGCCGCCUGCCACGCCAAGGGGAUGAAGGUCGCCAUCUUCGAGCAGGCAUCGACCUACGCGCCCUACGGAGGGCCCAUCCAGAUCCAGUCCAACGCCCUAAGGGCCAUCCAGCGGAUCAACCCAAGGUGCUACGAGGAACUCGUCGCCGCCGGGACCGUCACGGCCGACCGGGUCUCCGGCCUGAAAAUCGGGUACAAGAAGGGAAACAAGCUCGCCGGCCUCUACGACGCCGGGGACUGGCUCGUGCGCUUCGACACCCUCGGGCCGGCSCUCGAGGCCGGUCUCCCCGCAACGGUGGUCGUGGACCGCCCCGUCAUCCAGCAGAUCAUGGUCAAGCACGGACUCCCGGAGGGAACCGUUCGCAUCAAGUCCCGCAUCCAGUCCUACGAAGACCUCGGSGAGGGACGGGGGGUCGUCGCCACYCUAGAGGACGGCACCAAGGCCUACGCCGACGUCCUGGUGGGAGCCGACGGGAUCUGGUCCCAGAUCCGCAAGAUCCUCCACGGCCUCGGAGAGGGGGCCGGUGGAUUUGCCGCCUCCGGCGCGGCCGGGGGAGCCCUGGACGACGCCGAGGCCCGCAAGCUGGCCCGGGACACGGUCGCGAUCGCCGCCUCGGCGGACCGAAGGCACUCCGGGUUCACCUGCUACGCGGCCCUCGCGCCGCACCGGGCCUCGAACAUCGAGGACGUCUCGUACCAGAUCCUCCUCGGCGAGAAGAAGUACUUUGUCUCCACCGACGGCGGUGGCGAGCGCCAGCAGUGGUUCGCCCUCAUCCGGGAGCCGGCCGGGGGGGUCGAUCCGGAGCCCACCCCGGAGGACCCCACGCCCAAGCUCACGCGGCUGCGGAAGGAAUUCGCCUCGCUCGGAAGCGGCGGGGACGCCGACGGCAACGAGUGGGACCCCUUCGCGCUGGAACUCAUCAACGCCUCGAGCGAGGACGACAUCAAGCGCCGGGACCUCUACGACGGGGCCCCCCUCCUCACCACGCUGGAUCCGCAGCGGCUCCUCAGCCCCUGGGCGAAGGGGCCCGUAGCGCUCUGCGGGGACGCCUGCCACCCGAUGAUGCCCAACCUCGGGCAGGGCGGGUGCCAGGCCACCGAGGACGGCUUCCGCCUCGGCGAGGAGCUGGGCUCGGUCUCGAACACCAGGGACAUCCCGGGGGCCCUCGGAAAGUACUCCCGCGUAAGGGUGAUCCGAACCGCCAUCAUCCAGGGCUUUGCCCAGCUGGGAAGCGACCUGCUGGUCGACUUUGAUCUCAUGAUGACCAUCCCCAUCCUCGGGCCCUUUUUCCUGCGAAUGACGCAGCUCUCGAUGCCCUGGAUCCUGCGGUUUUUGUACACGGCCGACUUUUAGGUGUCGCGCCGUUGUCCGUAUUAGGUAGUAGCCAGUAAUACUACUAGUAUGAAUGAACCACGAUCUGUUUCUCUUGUAGCCCGUGUGAUAGCGCAACA